This is a messenger RNA of Orussus abietinus, 3886 nucleotides long. RefSeq lists its product as uncharacterized. The transcript is spliced from 14 exons. Lineage: Eukaryota; Metazoa; Arthropoda; Insecta; Hymenoptera; Orussidae. The coding region runs from base 99 to 2576 and encodes 825 amino acids. The record is from RefSeq and is a predicted model, not a curated record.
UUGACAGUGAGAUUCCCAAGAUAGUGCAGUUUCAAACAACUUUCAACAAGUGCUCAUAUAGUGGCCCCAAAGCAACCUGAUUUUAAUAAAUAUCAACCAUGGAGAUUAUGGAAGAUGGCAAUUUGGUCGAUCGUGUUCGCAUUUUGCUACAACGAGAUAUGCAAUAUUAUGAGAACAUGCAGACCGUACUUCGAGAGCCUCUGUGCAUAAGAGUAAGUGGUGGAAAACACGAUUUUCCGCGACACGCUUCCUUCGGUGCCAUAAAAAUCGUUAUGUGGUGGGAAGCGGAAUUUACUGCGGCUUUCAAACGUGCAUCAGGCCUAAGUUCGACGAGCAUCGAAUUGAGUACAAGCACAGGAGGAGUAGUUAAAAAUUUGCAACCCUCCGACUUUGUAUCAAUGAUCGUGGAUACUUCACAACAAUUCUUAGAGCAUUUACACACGUUAAUCCAAGAAGCCCUGGAUCAUGCCGAUCUUACAGUGCUGACCGCUACAUUAGGCGCCGCUGCAUUAAUUCGAAAUAGUCUGUUGUGUUACAAUCAACAAAUAAAGGAAUCCAUUUCUCAAGAUUUAAGUGAACAAAUGUCCAAAAGCCAUAAACGCUUUCACGAAAUGGCCGAAGCCGUAGCGGAGAGAUUGUUGGAUUUACACUGCCGCCUUAUAUCUCUGUACAUUUUAAACGAAGCCGACUCUCUUAGCUGGCAUUACGAGAAACCCUUUUUCGAGAAAGAGAGAUGCUCCUUCGUGAUACAAAUGUGGUGGUUAUAUAUGCAAGGUACCAAAGCAGAUUUAUGGAAUACCGUGUCACCAAAAAUGGCGCAGCGAGUGUUUACUGGGAUGCUAAACGAAUCUCUUACAAUCCUCACCUGCCGUUUUAUCCACGGUAAACCAAGCCUAGCUCGGUCUCAGCAAUUUUGGGGAGACGCAUUCAAUGUUUUAUGCUGUACUGCAUAUUUAGCUUUGAGUGCGUGUACCGAUGGAAGUGAUUUAGCCGGAAUGUGUGUGAAAAAGUUACCCAUAGCUUUGAGAGAUGUCCAUGCAAAGUGCAAUGAACUGCUUAUUUAUUUGCUUCUUCGAGGAACUCCAUUAAAGAUUUUGUAUCAGGUAUUCCGAAAAGGGUUGGGCAAUUUGGCAAUGUCACAGCCUCGAAGUGGACCAGCACUUUGGUUGUUAUUUUGUGCACCACAGUUGUUAAAAUGUGCCACGUCGGAAUUGAAAUUCGAUUCGCCGGUUUUACCCGAAGAACAAGCCGUGAUACUGGAGUUGCAUGUGUUAAAGUCUCAACCUCAGCCUAAUUGGUCUCAGUUAAUGAAAGUCUUUAGAAUGAAUAAUUAUGCCGUAAUGAAAAUAUUGGUGAGCGCUUUGGUUCGUCAAUGUGUCGGCUACACCACGAAAGAGAAUUCAGGUCAAUGUAGUGAUUCUAAAGAUGAAUCUGCAGGAUGUGGCGGAUUCCUCUGUCCUGGCAAUGCAUGCUAUCAAAUUUCUGAUAUAUCUCCAGCUUUGGGUUUGUACAGCCUUGUUCAUAUAUGCGUUUGCACCACAGUGGAUCCUUCUGUAAUAAUUAUACCAGCUCUCGAACAAGACGAAUCAUGGUACACAUACCUCGAUAGGCAACAGGUGUGGAGUCAAUCUCGGCCACCUUGGUUGAAUGCACUUUUAACACCUUUGCGUCCAAUGAUGACACCGAUCGUUGAAACAUUAUUAGAAGCCGCAAAGACAGGAGCCAGUCUUUACCAAGCAAUGUCUCUGGCCCUGGCUUGCAUAACCGAGCUGUAUUUAUGCGCUCCGAUUGGCGCUCUACGACUAGCUUUUGCAUUAGAUGGAAACAUUCCUGCUCAUUGUCAUCCUCUAGGAGGUUCCGUUGUCCUUCAAGUACUGUGCUCAUCCCUGUACACUGCUCUGUUGGAAGUGUCCGAAUCCAUAAAAUCGGACGACCAGAGUAGUUUACCAAGUUCCGCGGAACUUCCUGUAGAAAUGUCGCCUUUUAAUCCACAUGACAAAGCCUCUUCUGCGACCACUCUGGCAGAAGCUCUUUGUAGCAUCGACGAGGACAACAAACAUACCGACCAGAUCGAUACCUUGGUCGGACUUAUAGCAGAAAGUCUAGAGUUCGAUGAUUCCAAACUGCGGAACACGGAGCUAGAAAAUCUUCCCUGUGUUGCGGAGACCUACGCAGAUGAACUGCUGUUCACCGACACGGGGCGACGCUCACUAAAGGUGGCCCACGAGUAUCUACUUCGCACCAGCAAUUGGGUCUUACAUUAUCUGGGAUAUCACGGCGGAAAGUAUCCGACAAUUUGUUCCAUGCCGAUGAAGGCGAUAACAUCGAAGUCACUUUUACACGUUAUGUUUCAUAUCGAGGACAUAGCCUUCGAUCAGUUUUUGACUGGGUACGCUGAGGGAAACUGGAAAACGCUGUUAAUGAAACCUCUGUCGAUCUCGAGUGAUCGAGUGCGCAGUCAAGUACUCGCACGUCCAGAAUUUAAAAAUUUAUCCGAACUUCCCCUCGACGAGCGCGAAAUAGCUAAUACCAUUAAACAGAUAUUUUCCGGGAAAGCCAAUCGACUUAAACAAUGAAAAGCGUAUGCCCGAUGAAAUUGAUUCCGCCAUCCAGCGACAGGUGACAGUCAUGUGAACUAUUAGUCACUCUUUAACGUACGAUAUCGUUAUUAUCAAUAUUCAUAUUUAUCGUAUAAGAAAGAAGUCAGUUUUGGCAAUAAUAAUAUUGGUGCAGCUGCAUUGGAAAGUUUCAGUCUUUAAAUUAUGAAAUUAUUUAAAUCCGUUUGUCACACAAUAAAUCGGCAUAAAUGCAAACCAAAAUAGGACCGUGGGAAGAGUAAGGCAAGUGAUAUUUUAAAAUAAUAUCAGGACAGCUGCAUUGGAGAUUUCCAUCCUUCAAAUGAUGAAAUUAUUUAAAUCCGUUUAUCACAUAAUAAAUCAGCUUAAAUGCAAUUUGAAACAGAGCCGUGAGGCAAAGUCCGGCAAUUGCGAAUUGCCCGAGGGGCUUUAUAGUUAAAUUGGUCAACUGUAAUCAAGAAAUUGUAGUAAAAUAUGUAUUUAGCUCUGCAUUACAGCGUCAACUCUAAUGCAAUCCUCGUGAUGCAUCACUCCAUACAGAUCAAUUCUCUAACAAAUUAUAAGCGGAUAAGUAAAGAGUCGACUAUUUUAUUAUGUUCUCUGAGGCACCUUCUUUACAGUUGGUUAUUAUAAGCAACAUGUUUGUAACGAAAGCAAUGUUCUUGUUCCGGCAUUUGUAACUUAUAAAUGCGGUUUUAAUCUCCUGUCGCCAAAUCGACGGUCCUAUUUCCACGUAAACAUUUGUAUUAUCAAAAGCCUCUGAUAAAUAUUUCAUUGAAUACAGUUAAAAUCGAGAAUAGGGAUCCGGUGCUGCCUAGACGGUAUCCUUUUUUUUAGAAAAUUAUCGAUAGAUUUCUUAUUGCGUACACAUCGAGCGUUAUAACUGGCCAGCGUCCUGGAUACAUAAUAUAUAGCAUGCAGUGCAGUUACAAUAUUUGGCACAUUUAUUGGCAAACCCCUAGAGCCUGCCGGUAAGCCGAGACCAAUGGCAUAUAUCGUCGCGAGAUCUCGAUUAACCGAUGACCGAGAAGCUUCAAAAGGUUCUUCUUUUAACUGCGGAUUAUUCGCCAAAGGUACUUAGGCCUGAAGCCGUUCGCCAUAGUGCUAGAAUUUUUACUCCAGAGCUGAGAGACAAUAAUCGACGAAAAUAUAAAAUAAGAAAUCGAAAAGGGAACAGAAUUCCUUGACAAAUGGAUAGAGAGUCCCCUUUCUAAAAGCUGGUACACCAAAUUGACUUCAGUGUGUAGAUCUGCACAAAUCAGUUUUCGUAAGAUCAAAAUUUCUUCCACCGCGACAUCUACGAGGACACC